Molecule: messenger RNA, 897 nt
Organism: Anisakis simplex (herring worm)
Lineage: Eukaryota; Metazoa; Nematoda; Chromadorea; Rhabditida; Anisakidae
Source: the annotation of a GenBank genome assembly
AUGUGUCCACAUCUUCGAAGAGGAAAACAUAAUUCAUCAAAUGCUCAUUUGAGUGGUUCGAUAGCCAGUGCGUUGGUGCCGCUGCAAUUCAAGAAUGAAGAGGAAGAAGAUAAAAAUCGUCGGAAAAGAGGAGGUAAACGACAGGAGAAACCUCCUUAUUCAUAUAUUGCGCUUAUUGCUAUGGCGAUCCACGCUAAACCUGACCGACGGGCAACACUCACUGAAAUAUACACCUAUUUGCAGAACAAUUUCGAUUUUUUUCGAGGUGAAUACAAUGGCUGGAAAAAUUCAAUAAGACACAACUUAUCACUGAACGAGUGUUUUGUCAAAUUACCGAAAAGCUCUGGUGGACGCAGCGGUAAGGGUCACCAAUGGACAAUAGAUCAAAACUGUGAUUUCUUAUUCGAAGAAGGCUCUUAUCGAAGGAGACCGCGUGGAUACAAAGCACGCAAUCGAGGAAGCAACGACUUUAACAAUGCUCAGUUUGAGACGAUGUGCACUGGAUCUGCGCUAACUGAAUCGGUAUUCGCAGUGGAUGAUGUGAACGGCAUUCACAGUCGACAGACGUUUCUAACACAAUCUGCGCAAUCGACACCAUUUUGGUCAUCAUACGACUACCCGAAUCAAUGGCCGACUGUACAGAGUGGCAUUUAUCCGUUAGCAACAAGCGGAUAUAUGUAUGAAUCAUCAACGCAUCAGAUAGUUCACAGUAAUAACAGCACUAAUAUUGGUUCGUACGCCAACGAUGAAACUAUGUAUCAGUUCAAUAUCGAUAAUGCAACAACCGCAGCAUCACCACAUUCUCACUUAGCACCAUUUGUUGAUGUCACUCAGCAAUUCAGUGACAUUCAAUAUCCACAUUAUGUGAUGAUGCAACCAACAGUAUCCAACCAAUAA